Molecule: messenger RNA, 1136 nt
Organism: Cimex lectularius (bed bug)
Lineage: Eukaryota; Metazoa; Arthropoda; Insecta; Hemiptera; Cimicidae
Exons: 8
Coding region: 87-1031 (314 amino acids)
Source: RefSeq, a predicted model, not a curated record
GUUUCAUAAAAAGUGCCAGCUGUUUGUCGAUUGUUUUGUAGAAAAAGAAAGUUUACGUAUUUUGAGCUUGAAAAUUCGUCCUUCCAAUGAGACUCAACCCGUUCAGGCAGGCGGACUUCUUAUAUUUCUACUCGUUGCAAGCAGGGGUGGUGAUAUGUUCUUCAAUCGGAAUAUUUCUCGCUAUCACCUCUUUGAUUGUAAAUUUGGCCUCGGAAAACUCGGAAAUAGAGAACAAUAUAAUUGUUGGUCAGUACAUUCUGGUUUCUUUUUACUGUGUAAUAUCUCUUCUCGGCUUUUUACUGGGUCUUGUGUCCGCCUACCAGGAAAAGUUUUCUGUAAUUUACGUCUCCAUAUCUCUCCAAGCUUUAAUGCUCCUUUACUGGCUGGUUCUUCUCAUUCUAUCCUUUCAUAAUCACCCUUAUUUCACAAGGAGGAUUUGCAUACAAUAUCGAUGUGCGGAUCACCUGUGGAUCCAAGACGCGAGGUGGCGUUACUAUGUCAUCAUUUGCGACCCGGAGGAUCGGAAUCUUCCGGUCAUAUAUCAUCCUACUGCUGCAAGCGUACUUGACAAAUAUCUUAACGUCUGGGGAGAACCCGAUCAUCAUGAAGUUUCGAAGAACACCCUAAACAAGGACGAGAGUGGAGGAAAAAUUCAAAUUAACAAACCGGCGAAUAAAACGCACAUGUCAAAAACUCAAAUUAACAAACCGCCCAAUAAAACGGACACGUCAAAAAUUCGGAUUAACAAACCGGCCAAUAAAACGGAUAUGACAAAAAUGUCGAACUGGCCGAUUCUCGCCGACGGCGACGUUCUUCCCGCCAAGCGCGUUUUACAGAGCGACGACGUCGGGAUUUUGCCCGGUGUUUCGGAAAAAGUCUGGGACCCACAGUCUGAUUUUGGAAAAGGCGGCCUUUUAGCCAUUUCUAUCAUUUUCAGCAUCAUGUUGACAGCUUUCUUCGUUUACAGUAUCACAACACUCAUAUCUUACAGAAAUGAGUUAAAAGCGUUGGAAUGGAGUGAAGAUAAUUAAAUUGGAUAAGCAUUACAUCACAUUUAAUGACAUUACUUUUUGAUUGUUGUAUAUGGCACGUUUAGUCUUCUCGGACACAUGUUGGGCCUUAUGUCAGGAUAUAAG